AUGAUGACUGAAGAAGACAAAGAGAUCUGUAUGUUCUUCGUGGACGAUUCCAACAUCUGGAUCGAGGCCCAAAAGUUCGCCGCCUCAGGAAACAGCCACAUGCCCAAGCUCACUGACCGCGACCGUGACCCUCGUCUCAGGAUCAACAUCGGUAAGCUGGUCAAGACACUCCUCGGUGGUCGCUUUCAAGGCACGUCGUAUCUCUAUGGCUCUCGCCCGCCACCCAACGACGCGGUGUGGAACACGUUUGAAAAGUACAACUUCCGAACCAAGAUCUACAAUCGCUCCCGCGGCAAGGAGAAGCAGGUAGACAGCGCCAUGGCAACGGAUCUGAGCCACACAUCUACCAAGCUCAGCACCAUGGCCGACUUUCUCCCCGAAAUUAAAGAGGAGAAUAAGAGGACUGUCUUUAUCGCCAUCACCGGAGACCAAGACAUGGUCCCCCCAAUCACACAAGCCUUGGACGACGGGUUCCGGGUUGAGCUCUGGGCUUGGAAGUCGGGCAUCUCUUCCGAGUACCGUAAGCUAGCCAACGAGAUGGCUCUGCUGUCGAUCAACUACCUGGAGCACGUUUUCAGAGAGAUCUCCUUCACUAGCUACCGUUCCACUAGACGGUCCGGAAAGGUCGAUCCAAGCUGUACGCUCGUGCUCUAUGACUUUAGCGGCAUAGAGCCCACCGACCCUCUCGACGCGGAAGCUAUUGUCUGCAAUGAGCUCGAUGGAUGGGGUCGCUUGUCCUUCAUAACCCCAUCCAACGUGACAAACGAGUUCUACGUCGAGUUCCCCGGAGCCAAGAAUAUCAAUGACAUGGAUGGCUUGAUCGCCAAGGCAGAGACUCAGUUCGGGGGGCUGUGGAAGGUCAUGUCAUGGCCUCAAUACGCGGACCGUUUCAACGAGGGACCACCGGCCAUGGUCGAGACUAGCAACAUGUUUGCACCUUUGGAGGGUGACGGGGAUCCCGAAUCUAGGGAAAUCAUGGCCAAGGAAGAACCUCAAUGCAUCCAACACAGCGCCAACGCGGCCAGUGCUACAGGGUCAACCAACGUCAGGGACCCAUCCAACCCCUGGAGGAUGCCCGCCGGGGGUGAACAGGGUGAAAACGCAGAAGCAAGCAACAUCAAUGAUCCCAGCAACAGCGACACCGACGGGUGGGAAACGGUAACCCGGUCUAAUCUGAAAAGCGGCCAUCAUGCGAAACAGCGAUGUCCCUACGGCAUUCGCUGUGGUAAAAGCGGCGAUUGCGGUCAUCUACACACCAAAGAAGAGCGCGACCUGUUCCAAGCCCUGCCGGAUCAGAACUUUAAGAAAUGGAGGACGAGCAAGUGCCGUCACGGAGAUAGAUGUUACCUCGGGAAGAAAUGUGCGUACUAUCAUACGCCGGCUGAGGCUUGGUGUACCCUAUGCCAUGUCGAGGGUCACAGCAGAGAAGACUUACAACCUCCACGGAGUAUCUCCAGACACCGGUUCCUUUCCCUCGGAGCUACUGGGUGGGUCUACCAGAUCGACACCGACAUCGCCCUCAAAUACCCCCGGAAUCUUGCGUCUGCCGACCUGGUUCAAGAAAACAGCAUCUACGACGACUUUGAGAAACAUGAGCCCUGCCCACAUGUGAUCCAAAGCCUUCUCCGUCUUCCAAAUGCAAACUUCAUGCCGUUCCUGAGCGGCGGAUCUCUCCAGAAGCGGCUGGAGUCCAACCAACGCCUCGACGACCGCCACAACUUCCUCGGCGUCUUGAGGCUGGAGCCCACCCAUACCGUUGAGCGAUGGGCCGCUGAGCUCUCGGGCGGCGUGUCUUGGCUUGAAUCUCUAGGCCUAGUCCAUGGGGAUCUACGACCCGAGAAUCUGCUGCUGGACACGGGAGACCAUCUCAAGCUUGUCGAUUUCGACUGCGUCGACAAGAUAGGGAACGACUCAUCAGGGAAUCCUCCGCCGUGGGCUCGUGUGCUUGGUUCAGAGGCUGGAGCGCAGCAACCUUUGGACAUGAAAUUUCCCGAUCUGGGCAAUGGAUGUUUAGAUGCCAUUAUCGAUCGAUGCUGGAAAGGUCUCUACGAAUCAGUCGAGAACCUCGCCAAGGAGACGGCAAGCUUGGAUGGUGCUGUUACUCUACCUCAUGCUGAAGCAUUGGACCAAGGCUAUGUUUCCGAGAUGCGAGAUCGAUGUCAACGGUUGGUGGACGAGGGGUUGCUAGAUGCGGAUGAGUAG
Fusarium vanettenii 77-13-4 is the source of this 2202-nucleotide messenger RNA. RefSeq lists its product as uncharacterized. The coding region runs from base 1 to 2202 and encodes 733 amino acids. NCBI's taxonomy places the organism in Eukaryota, Fungi, Ascomycota, Sordariomycetes, Hypocreales, Nectriaceae. Gene Ontology annotation, biological process: protein phosphorylation. The transcript is spliced from 3 exons. The record is from RefSeq and is a predicted model, not a curated record. Gene Ontology annotation, molecular function: ATP binding; protein kinase activity.